Molecule: messenger RNA, 4682 nt
Organism: Varanus komodoensis (Komodo dragon)
Lineage: Eukaryota; Metazoa; Chordata; Lepidosauria; Squamata; Varanidae
Product: cation-independent mannose-6-phosphate receptor-like
Exons: 3
Coding region: 102-536 (144 amino acids)
Source: RefSeq, a predicted model, not a curated record
GGAGUCACAUGACGCCCUGGCGAGUCUUCGUCUUCCUCCUCUUCUGCUCGAUCAUGUCAGCGGAGUAACCCCUGGUUGCUUUCCGCUCCCUUCCUCCGGCCAUGAGACGCGCUGCCCUCGCCCCGCGUAGCGGGGCUCCGUCGCUCCGGCCUUUCUCGCCCCUCUUCCUCCUCCUCCCGUUGCUGCUCCCGGAUCAGAAGGGAGGCAGCGCCAGCGUCGCGGCCCAGGGCGAGUUCAGUUACCAGGACUUGUGCCGCUAUACCUGGGAAGCUGUUGAUCCUGAUAAAGUACACUAUAGAAUCAACUUCUGUGGGAAUGCCGGAGACUGUGGAGCAUCCAGUGCUAUUUGUGCAUAUGACCUAAAAACUGCAUCCCAUUUCUCAGUAGUUUACUUUGUGCCAGUUCAAGGAGAAACAGGCUGUGAUAAAAGUGGCUGUGAAAGGAAUCCAGGAAUAUUUCUGAAGCAGAGAAUGAAAAGUUUGUGGCAACUCAGUUCCUUCUCUCAUCUUAUGAACCCUGGUUCCAGUAGCCUAUGAAUUAAGCUGUUAACGUUUCUCUAUUCACUACAUAAACUUGCUGAGAAAUACAUGUAAGCAUCUAUUACAUAAAAUUUCAGCUGAUAACCUGUGUGCAUUUGCUUGAAUAUACUUGCAGAAUUUGACUUUCAAGGCUGCAGAUCUUUAUCUACAUUACACUAAAGCAUUCUUUCUCUUCACCCUGAGAUUAGGCACAUAUUGAUACUUUGGCAAAGGGUAUUGUGUAGAAAGCUAGCCAGUUAUUUCAAGCGUACUGAAGGGAUAUUCCAUUUUGUUUUUAUUUUGGUCUAUAUGGACCCUGAGAUGCUCAGUGGCACACUUGAAGUCCUUGCCUAUGAUGGCUAAAGCCAAAGUCUUGAAGCAUUAUUUGUGCUUGGAUAGAACAAAACUACUUCUCUGUUUCAGUACUUCUCAAUUUUCUGUCUUCAGAUAAUCUUCUCUGCAUUAUUCUUUGUUGAUGAACCCUGUUUAUUUGAAGGAUCAUUUAAAGGGCAUGUCCUUAGGCUUGAAGCCAGCACAUAUGGGGUCUUGCUGUAGUCCCACUUUAACUGUGACUACACCUAGAUUCAGAUGUAAAAUUUCUGGAAAUGAGGGCUUUCCUUGCUGGAGACUAAAGUGUUGUAGAGUUUGGGCUGGGUGUAGAGCAGGGGUCGUCAAACUUUUUCAGCAGGGGGCCAGUUGAAAGAUGCCAGUGCUAGCUGCGGGCCGGAAAGGUGGUGCUGGCAGUGCACGUGGGCCAGUGAGGGAGCGGGGGCAGUGCGUGUGGGCGCGUGCACUGAGGUGGGGGCUAGGCGCGUGGCGAGGAGAGGCGUGGGCAGGCGGGCAUGUGCAGUGAGGGGAGGGGUGGCAGGCACACGAGGCAGCAGUUUGCUUGCUUGGAGAAAACAAUCUCCAAGCGAGCAAGCCGCUGCCUCCCUGCGCGCGGGGCGAGGUAGGUGGCAGCAGGCGCGCGCAUGGGUGCAGCAGGUCCAGAUGGGCAUGGUGGGCCGGAUCCGGCCCCCGGGCCUUAGUUUGAGGACCCAUGGUGUAGAGUUUCUCAGCUGUAGUAGACAGGACUCUCCCUGUUGGUGGAGAAAAGCAGGAUUCAGUAGAAAUGCCCAACUAGAGGAAAGGGGUAUCAAUUUGCAUGGGUUCCUUCUCCCUGCAGUUCUGUCACCUCACACGCUUCUUGAGCAGCUUUUUCUUGCAUUGGGAAGAGGAAAUUGGAAGAAAUUAUAUCACUUUGGCCAUGGGAUUAUCUAGUUCACAGUAUUUUCUGUAGUUCAACUUUGGAUCUAUCCCUUUGGUAUUACAGUCAGAAAUGGAGAAACAGGUGUGUCCAUGCACGCAUGUUCUGAAGAUAUUCCCAUAAUGUUGUAAAGCAGAAAUAACUAUAUUUCAUUAUCUAGUUAAACUGGAAACAUUUCAACCUACCUUUUCAACCUAAUAAAAAGUAUUAGCUUGAAAUGCUAAGUAAUGUUUCGUUCUGGGUACUCUUAUGAAUGAACACAGGAGUGAGUUUGUUGGGACUUGGUUCUGAGUAAACAUGAACAGAAAUCCGCAGGUGUCCAUAGAAACAGUAGAGAAAAUUGAAUAUCAGGAACCCAUACUCAAUUAACUCCCCCUCCCCACUAAAAUUUCAUGAAAUAUAAGAAAUAUAUUGAUUUCUCUAACUGGUGUCUGAAAGACUUGUGGAGUAUGAUGCAGAAUAGCCUUGAGCUUCAUGAGCUUCAGCAAAUGGAAGAUGUGCAUAAACUGAAACAGAUUUUUCAGCUUUAGGUUUAUCCCUUGAUUGUAUGUAUGGUCAAUAUUCAUCAGUUUUAUUUUACUUGAUGCAGAAGAAGGAAAGCCAAGACAAGUGAGAAAUGAGAGGGGUCCGAGCCCAUGUUUGUGCUACUGCCAUGUUAGAUGAUUAAUAGGCUUGACAUCUUAAAUUGGACCAAAUACCUGAGGAUGUUUUGAAUCCUGUAGUGUUUGAAAUGAGUCUCCAAAUGCCUAGUCCAAAGAGGGUUGCUUGUUCAGCAAUCCAGGCAAACAAACUGCCAAAGUUUUAAUUGCUACCAAUGGAUCCUGAGUCCAAGUUUUGUGGCAGUGUGAAUUUCUUGUAAUAACUCUUUAAAAUGCUUUAGAAAGAGGGUUGGGCAUUCUAAGAAAAUAUCUUGAUGUGUUUUUCCACCAGUUCUUCCAAAGCUACCCAAUUUUUCCAAGGAAGUUGGAGGGGAAAUCCUGUUUUCUUGCCCAAGCUUUCCUCUCAGCCUUUUCUAAUAUGAGAAGACAUGCAGCACCUUUUGCAGUUCCAGGUUACUGGGGAAAUAGGGAUGAGGAAGCUGCCUUUCAAGGUUGUCAUUGCUCAUCUGUCAGAGGAGAUAGAAGUCACUCAUCUAGCUCAGUCCAAUCCAACUGGCCAUGAUACUUGACUUUGCUCUGGGGAUGCAAUAAAAGCUGCAGACCACUUGGAAAUGAAGGUCGUGCCUGAACCCAAAACCUGCAUGAAGAAAUAGCAGGGCAAGGGAUGCUUACAUGUGUAUUGCAUACCUGGUGAAAAGAAUGGAGCAGGAUUGACUGCUGUGGUUGCUAGCAGCAGCCAGGAAAAAGAGCAAUUUAUAUGCACAGGCAAAGGGAGCACCCUUGAUUGACUGUGUGUGGCUCUUUGGCCAUAGACUGCACAUCCCUGCAGUGAAGCAUUGUUAAGUCUGCAGAAAGAGGACCUAAUGUUUCAGGUUUUGACUUCCAGAUGCUAUAAAGUAUAGUGAAGCAGUUGUUGCAGACUGUUGCAUCUUAUAAUGGAGGCCCAGCAUACCUGCCUGCAUACCUAUACACUAAUUGGCAUGUUGAGUAAUCUUUGCUAAGCUGGAAGGGCAUGGGCCUGCAGCUGGAUGGGUGACCUCAUGUGGAAACAGAGCAGGGGUUUGGAUUUGAUGCCCUUACAGGCUCCUUUCAACUAAAAUUCUUUUCUGAUUAUUGCCAUGAUACAAACUCAGUUGAACAACAUUUUAAAAUUAAGCUGCAGCUUAAUUUGGAAAAGUAUUAGUUCAUUGUGACUGCUGCUGGUAUUCAUCACAGGCAGGCUCAUUCUGUGUCAUGGGAUAUCAGAUGCAUACAUAUAGUAAGCCUUGGCAUGCAUUCAGAGAGUUACUGAAAUGAACACUUUUGGUUCAGGUAUACAGGCAAAAACUUCAGUAUGGGUAUUCUGAAUACCCUGCAAUCUAACAAUUUGUGACAAAUCCAUUUAAAAAAAUCACAUGGUAAACUGAUAAAUGGUACUUGGCUCAGGAUGACCUAGCGUACUUCAUGGCUGAAUGCAAAUUGGAACGUGGGUCUCACUAGGCCUAAUGGCACUGUCUAACCUAGUGCUCUCUAGGUAUCAGGUGGGGCAAGACCAUUAAGCCAUGCUAAGGCACACUGGCUCUUCAGAAAUUUUUAAUAUAAAGUGUUGUGGAAUUUCCUCCAUGGAGAAUUUCCGCACCCUAGUGUACACAUUCCAGGUUCUUAAAAUGGUACUAGAAACUUUUCCUUCACAUGGCCUUUGAUGAAAACUUUCUGCAGGUAUUAUAUGUCUGUAUCUGGAUUUUUAAGAAUUUGAUAUUAUGCUAAUAAUUUUGAUUCUUAUGUUUUGUGGGUCUUGUUGAAAGGAUUUCUGUCUGGAAAGUAGUGUAUAUUAUGGUUAAUCUAUUGAAGUCUGAAUAAUGUUAAAAUUCUACACAGCUCAGUUCAUGGACUGCUGUCAAACCCGGCUUUUGUUUGUAUAAAAACACUAGGGAAAAUAUUUGGCACAUAAAGAUAUAGUAGGUUUUUAAUAUUAUUGGAAAUUGUGACUGUGACUCCACUGAUCUAUGAGGACACCUUCUUUCCAUCUCAUGAGGAAGCACUGAUUAGUCAAGUCAUUAUCACCCUUGCCUUUAAAAGUUUCAGGACACUUGCUCUGUGAUCCAGGACACCAAGUUUGGACUGGAUUGAGGCCCUUGUUUUCAAGGUAGUGUUUUUGCUUGAUGUCCUUCUAUGUGAAAUGAGUAGACUUAGUUAAACUCAUAGUUUGACUGCCUUGUCUCUAAACUAGCAUGCCAGCUUUGGGGGCAUUUUGGCCUUCCUGGACCUCUCUGGCAGGCCAAAUCCCCCAGCCUUGGUAGCAAAGAUGCAGAGACGUUAAAUUUUUUAAAAAAUGGCCUC